This is a messenger RNA of Trypanosoma conorhini, 2676 nucleotides long. RefSeq lists its product as uncharacterized. The record is from RefSeq and is a predicted model, not a curated record. Lineage: Eukaryota; Euglenozoa; Kinetoplastea; Trypanosomatida; Trypanosomatidae. The coding region runs from base 1 to 2676 and encodes 891 amino acids. The transcript has a single exon.
AUGGAGGAAAAUAAAUUGAUGCCGCGGGAGAAGCGCAUCUAUUGCCUCAUUGGAUUGGGAAUAUUUUGCGCGGUGCUGCUCACUGUUCUCAUCUCCGUCCCCAUCGCACUGUAUCAGGCCAGGCACCAGCGCAUGCGGAACGCACGCUGGCGGGCGGAGUCGUAUGAGGCGGAUCAGUGGGUCUUAUUGUUUAGUAGGUCCCUGGGGGACGCCCUUUCCACGGGCGACGCGCACAAGGGACUCGUCAUGGGCUCCAUGAAAGUCCUGCCGCCGUUUAACGCCUCGGUGGAGGAACGCAUCAAGAACCAGUCAUUCGCGGGCUUCCACUUGGCGGCCUCCUACCUGAACUCCUCGCGGCACCUGGCGUUGCAGGCCCUCGCGCCAGGGGGGGUGGCGCUGCACCUCUUCCCGGACAUCGACUCCCUCCGGCUGAGGGACUUUCUGAACGACGACAGCAUGGGCUCGCCCACGCCCAUCCAGACGGUGGACACUGCGCGGACUGCCAUUUUGGGUCCACUGCACCGCGCCAUUUCGUGUCUUAAUGUGACCUGGCAGGUGGUUGUGCGUGACCCCAUCUACAACGCCACAACCGUUGCGGAGGAGUCGCGAAAGAAUUUCUGGGGCUUCUCCAUCGCCGUGCUGAACCUGGACGCCGUGAUGGAUCAAAACAUACAUGAAAGGGAGUUGGCGGCAAAAAAAAUGGGAUACCUCAUCUACCUCGUUGAAGACUCGAACCGCAUCAUCCCCAUCCGCUAUUACGAGGCGAAAAACCUCACAGAGGCGGAGUUGCAUAACUUUAUUGCAACCGGAACAAGUAGGCCACUGUGGGAUAAAGAGCGUCCCUUCUAUGUCUGCUUGCGUGGAAUUCACCCGGACGCCAACCCCACAAAGACGGCUGUUGCCCUCAUUGUUGUAAUCGCCGUGUUUCUUUCUAUCCUCGUAUUUAUGGUCGGUGCCUGCGUCGUGUUAAUUUGUCUGAAAGAAUAUGACGGGGUUGCCCAUGCUCCCAAGGCGGCUCCUUUCGCAUUGGCCAUUAUUGGACUCUGUAAUGCGGAGCAGUUGUGGGAGUUGGCGCCCGAUCGUAUGGUGGGGGUUUCUGAGCGAUUGGCCGUGCUGCAGAAGCGACACAUUAUUCGCUAUAACGUCUACGAGGCAAUGCAGUUACACCCGUACAGUACCACCGUGGCGGCACGCUCGAUAGGCGCCGCCGUGCGGAUGUGCUUCUCCCUUAUUGAGGAGUUGCAGUCCCAACCGAUUGAUGAGCCGCUUCGGGAACUGUUGGGCGAGGAUGGAGGUCUCUCCCUCGCCUGCGCGGUGCACUGGUGCACGGACGCCACGGUGCGGGCGCAGAGCGGCAGCGACACUGUUCGUUACGAGGGGCCGGACGUGGUCUACUGCGGUCGGAUGUGGGUGUUUGCAGCGCCAAACAAGGUUUCCAUCAGCCGUGCCGCGCGGGAGGCGGCGGCGCAGAUGGAGGGCGUCAGCGUCUCCCCGCUUGCGAGUGUCUUCCUGCGCGGGGUGGAGGAGCGGCAGGACCUCUUUACCAUCACCAACCCGCAGAGCAAGCGACUCGCGGAGGCGUCCAGGUGCGCCAGGCGACGGCGCGGCCCCAAUCGGCCCCGCCGCUCCAACACCACCGAGUUGAGCUCGGACGGCAACCCGCUGUCGCUUGGCAGGGAGGCGUUCGCCAGCAGCAGCGUCUGCCCCGCCGGCGCUCACGAGGUGCGGGGGGCGGCGGCGUCCAACGCCUCUCCCACGCACUUCAGCAGGGAGGUCCCUGAAGCGCGCGGGGUGCGGGGCGGCAACGCCGUCCCUGCCUGCGGCGGUGCUCCCUCCGAGCGAGGCGCCACGGAGGCAAAGCGCGGACACAACAAACGCUCCAGCCAGUGCCACGGGUUUACGACACUCGUUGAAUUGGUUCCAACCGAUGGUAUUUGCCUCGGCGAUGCAGCGGGUGCUGAGGAGGUCGCAACCCCACUAAGUUUACCCUUGCGGUUUGAGUUGUCCCGGGCUCCGGCGGAGGAGGGCCACGCGCGAGUGCACGCAGCUGCGGCGGAGGAGGAGCAACAGGGGCGGAUAAUGCGAAAAGGCGACGGGCACGGCCCCAUAACGCGCAGCAACGUUGCCUCCUGGGGCGCCAGGAGGUUCCGGCCAGAGGAUAAAAACUCUCUAGGCAGUAGUCUCUCCUGCAGCGACGGGUACCACCUUGAGGAUCCGCACGAGGGCGACAUUGUCACGGAGGCACUGCGGCGCCCAACGAUUCCCACCUUUGUUGACGCCCACCUUCGCGCCGUGUUUGAGCAGCAGUCUGUGAUUUUGGACUUUAACUACAACUCGGUCCGCACAGUCGUCUUCUACUUUUAUUCCGCGUUUAAGCUGCUGCUGAAGCCUCUCGCCGCACCUGAGCGCAACAACAUCUUUCGCCGCCUCGUCACCGCCUUUGGGAUACCCAACGAAAACAUCCUGGAGCACCUCGCGGUGCGGUGCGUGCUGCGCUACAUUCGGCAGUCGGACGAGGCGCGCUCAAUGCUCUGGAACUGCGAACAGCAGAUGCGGCUGCGCUUCUUGGCGGACGGAGCCGGGGCAUCGUUAGCGAUGGUCGACGACAGCAGCAGCGCGAAUACGAUGAGCGACGAGUCAUUCGCGGGGUCGUCGACGACCCCGCAUCCCGGCUAG